AUUAAUUUUCUGCUGGCCUGCACAACUAUGAAUCUACUUCCGGUUAAAAUUUCAACAUGAGUGCAAGAUACGAUCGUGCUAUCACAGUAUUUUCUCCCGAUGGACACCUUUUUCAGGUUGAAUAUGCACAAGAAGCUGUCAAGAAAGGGUCGACAGCUGUUGGUGUAAGAGGGAAAGAUAUAGUUGUUCUUGGUGUAGAAAAGAAAGCUGUUGCUAAAUUACAAGAAGAUAGAACAGUAAGAAAGAUCGCCUUAUUGGAUGAACAUGUAGCUUUGGCAUUUGCAGGAUUAACAGCCGAUGCUAGAAUAUUGAUUAACCGUGCUAGAAUAGAAUGUCAAAGUCAUAAGUUAUCAGUAGAAGAUCCAGUUACAUUAGAAUAUAUUACACGUUAUAUAGCACAGCUAAAACAGAAAUUUACACAGAGUAAUGGACGCAGACCAUUUGGUUUAUCAGCUUUAUUAAUUGGGUUUGACAUUGACGGAACACCACAUCUUUAUCAGACAGAUCCUUCUGGUACCUAUCAUGAAUGGAAGGCAAAUGCUAUAGGUCGAAGUGCUAAGACAGUAAGAGAAUUUUUAGAGAAGAACUACACAGAUGAAAUAGCUGUUAGUGAAGAAGAAACAAUAAAGCUAGCAUUGAAGGCAUUAUCUGAAGUUGUACAAACUGGGGGGAAAAAUAUGGAAAUUGCUGUAAUGAAAAGAAAUCAACCAUUAAAGAUGCUAGAGUCAGAUGAAAUAGAAAAAUAUAUUACAGAGAUUGAAAAAGAAAAGGAUGAAGAAGCUGAGAAGAAAAAGCCGAAAAAAUAAUACAGAUCAAAGUUUAAAUAUAAAUUUCUUAUAAAGAAAAUUUGUUCUCAUUUAUUAUCACACAUCAUCAGUUGACUGUCUGUAUUAAAAUAAAUCAGUUAUUGUACAGUUUCACUGAUUAUUAAAACUGAUUCUUAUUUAAAACUUAA
Molecule: messenger RNA, 955 nt
Organism: Patella vulgata (common limpet)
Lineage: Eukaryota; Metazoa; Mollusca; Gastropoda; Patellidae
Product: proteasome subunit alpha type-7
Exons: 6
Coding region: 57-806 (249 amino acids)
Biological process (GO): ubiquitin-dependent protein catabolic process
Cellular component (GO): proteasome core complex, alpha-subunit complex; proteasome core complex; nucleus
Source: RefSeq, a predicted model, not a curated record